Molecule: messenger RNA, 963 nt
Organism: Microplitis demolitor
Lineage: Eukaryota; Metazoa; Arthropoda; Insecta; Hymenoptera; Braconidae
Exons: 1
Coding region: 1-963 (320 amino acids)
Source: RefSeq, a predicted model, not a curated record
AUGAAAAAUGUCAUCGAAGCAAUAAACCUCGUUCUGGUUGGAAAAUUCCCACCACAGCUUCUUAGCCCAAAAAGAAUCUUUGAAGCUAUGGAAACGUUUCUCAACAAGAAUCCGCAGUAUCGGAUUCCAAUAGAAACAGAAGAUCUGUAUAAUGAGGAGGCCUCCAAAUUAAUGAAGUUCAAGCAUAAGUUUUACAAGGAUAACCUAAUUCUGACACUUCGCCUACCUUUAGUGCAGUUACUUGAAUACAAUUUGUACAAACUUCAUCCUUAUCCGGUUCGUCAAAUUUUUGGAAAUAAUUCUAAAGGAUCCGCCUAUAUACAACCCCGAUCCGAUUAUCUGAUGAUGCCCUCAAAUCAUGAAUGGUACACGUUAGUUCAAGAGGACGAACUUAAGCAAUGUCAAGAUUUAAGGAAUCUCUAUAUAUGCAAACCCAACUUUGUAAUAUACGAAACAGCUAUCCAUCCUUCAUGUGAAGCUGAUUUGUUCGCAAAUUCAAGACUCGAUUCGUUCAGCAGGUGUGACAUCAGAUUGAGUAAAACUCAUUAUCUGUUCUGGAAAUCCUUAAAAGAAAUUAAGGGAUGGAUAUACUCCAUGCCUCAUCUAAGCUUGCUUCAAGUCUCACGUCAUGGAAGUUCCACUGAAUACAUAAAAAUAUCCGGUAUGCGAACUCUCACCCUUAGCCCUGGUUAUUCUGCAAGAAUCGGUUAUACUACCCUGUAUGGGUCAGAAGACUCAACGGCCCUACUACAACCUCAACCGAAGAUCGGGCUUAAUAUUACACAAUUAUUUCCUGAAAUUCACAAAUAUCGACCUCUCAGCUCGGUCAAUUACAACGACGACAGUCCAACGCCCGUAUCACUCAUCGAUUCCUAUGGAUUUCUUUCCUACGACUACACCUUAAAACAAAUAGAACAAGAAUUACAACUUAUCGAACCAAUUCGAACGCAUGAAGAUUUAUAA